CACACUCCCUUCCCCUUAAACCCGGAGAAUAAACACGGAGCAGGAGCAGGACUAACCUCCCCACUCGGUGCGCACCAUCCAUGGUCCUCUCCUGGACGCCUGUUUGACAGGAGGGUUGGCGUUACUUUGCUGAAGCGACAGAGGCAGGCCCUGAGUCAGAGGUGAAGAAAGCAAGACAGGAGUCCUCCCAGACAGCAGGGGGCGGCAGCAGCAGGCAUGCAGGACUCCACCUCAGACAGCAUGCUGGACAUGGCCAAACAGGAACAGAACUCCAAGCAUCUGGACGAACACAGAGAAACAGAAGAAAUAUCUGAGAAGACAUCGUCAAACAAAAACCUCAAAUCCCCGCAGAAAGGCUCCAAGCGACUGAAAACGUUCCCAUUCAAAGUGACCCUGCUGGACACUUCUGAGUAUGAAGGAGAAAUUGAGAAACACUCAAAAGGACAGACCCUGAUGGACAUGGUGUGUGAGCACCUCAACUUACUGGAGAAGGACUACUUCGGCCUGACCUUUGCUGACACCGACACCCAGAAGAACUGGUUGGACCCCUCCAAGGAGAUCAAGAAGCAGAUGCGCAACUCUCCAUGGAACUUUGCCUUCGCAGUCAAGUUCUACCCUCCAGACCCCUCCCAGCUCACUGAGGAUAUCACCAGAUACUACCUAUGUCUGCAGCUGAGGGAUGACAUGCUGUCAGGUCGACUGCCUUGCUCGUUCGUCACUCACGCCCUACUGGGCUCCUACUCCGUUCAAGCCGAGCUGGGAGACUAUGACCAGGAGGACCACGGCUCCGACUAUGUCAGCGAUUUCCGCUUUGCCCCGAAUCAGACUCGCGAGCUGGAGGAGAGGGUGAUGGAGCUCCAUCGAAACUACAAGGGGAUGACUCCAGCAGAGGCUGAAAUUAACUUCUUGGAGAAUGCGAAGAAACUGUCCAUGUACGGUGUGGACCUCCACCAUGCUAAGGAUUCUGAAGGGAUUGAAAUAAUGCUCGGCGUCUGUGCCAAUGGUCUGCUGAUUUACAGAGAUAGGCUGAGAAUCAACCGCUUUGCCUGGCCAAAGAUCCUAAAGAUCUCUUAUAAGAGGAGCAACUUUUACAUCAAGAUACGACCUGGAGAGUACGAGCAGUUUGAAAGUACAAUCGGUUUUAAGCUUCCCCACCACAGAGCUGCCAAGAGGCUGUGGAAGGUCUGCAUUGAGCAUCACACUUUCUUCCGGCUGGUAUCUCCAGAGCCACCCCCUAAGGGAUUCUUGGUGAUGGGUUCAAAGUUCAGAUACAGUGGAAGGACACAGGCUCAAACCAGACAGGCCAGCUCGCUCAUCGACCGGCCUGCUCCACACUUUGAACGCUCCGCCAGCAAGAGGUACCUGCUGUCCAGGAGCUUGGACGGAGAGUUCUCACGGCCAGUCUCAGCCAUGUGUGAGAACCACGACGGCCUGUCCCACCGCAGCGCCAGUGAGCAGCGGCGCCUCCACAGCCCCUCCAUGGACGAGCAGGAGACCGAGCUGGAGCCCAGCUUGGAGCAGGACGAGGACGACAAGGACCUUGACCAGGGCACAGAGUCUGAGCAGGACAAAGACGUUGAUGGCAACAUCAGUCCAAGCCGAAAGAAAGAGAUCAUGGAGGAGGCUGGGUCACCAGCUGACAGUAAACAGGAGCUCUCUCAGUUGGACCAGGAGGCCACUCCUCGGCACAAACAGGAGUUCCUGGACAAGUCUCAGGACGUCUUGCUGAAGCACCAGGCCAGCAUCAAUGAGCUGAAGAGAGCCCUGAGGGAACCCAACAGCAAGCUGAUGAACCGUGAGAAGCGUCUGUCUUCAACCUCCCCGACCAGCACACCAGAGAAGAAGGCUUUGGUGGGUCGAUCAGUUGGACAGGACCCUGUCAACAGCCUGUCUGUUGAGGGUUUCGUCCAGAAGACUGUGGUGACUUCACCUGAGGGCUCUGAGGAGUGGGUAUUGAUUGAAAAACAAGAAACUUAUCAACCAGACCAUGACUGGAAGGCAGAAGAAAGGAACAAAUCUCUCACAUUGGAUUCCUCAUGGGAGAAAAAGGAGCUGGAAAAAGAGAUAGAUGUUGCCAAGAUGAUACAUAAAGAGGUGACAGGGUUUGACAGAAGAGGAAUGAAAAGCCAUAUCGAUGAAACAAAAUUGUCCAGUGAGGCAGAUGUAUGCUCGGAAUCUUGGACGACCAACAAAGGUCGUUUCGUGAUUCAAUCAUCUGAGAAUGCAGACUUGUUUCAAGACAAAUCUCAAAGUAAACCAUCUCACGCCUCGGACCCUGAGGCAGACAGCGAUGUGGCCCCAAGCUCGUGCCAGAUAAAGGAACGCACAUCUUCCAAACAAAGGAAAAAGAGGAGACCCCAGAGCUUAAACCUGGGAAUGCCUGUGGAGCUCAUCUACAGGAAAGCAGGCAGUGAUUCUAGUGAAGAAGAGAAUGAAGGCUCAAACUCGGACAGUAGUCCAGACAAAAUGUUUCAAACAGGAAAUCAUUGUGAAUCAUCCCCGGUGGUGGUGAAGAAAGAUGAUGAGGGAUCAGGAAAGAAUCAGUCAGUCAGGGUCUACAAAGACACCAAACUGGAGGAGAUCUCAGUAGAAGAAAGCAGAGAGGUCUCUACUGAAGAUGCAGAGCAGGUCAAGAGAAAAAAAGUCAGUCAGGUUGGAGCAACAGAUAUUGAUUCAGGGUCAGUGAACGGACCUGGAAAGAUAGAACUUGAUAGUUCAUUAGCAAGUGUUAAAGGAGAAUGUGUGAUGAAGGUGCGAGGGAAGGGCCUUAUUGACAAUAAAGAGCUAGCAGAGGUAAAACUGCGACAGGUCAGAACACACGAGAGGAAGAUCAGUAGUUCUGGGGCAGAGGAUAUUGAAGGGUUCUUGGGAGAGAAAGGUCAGAGGACAUCUCUCCACCGACUGUCAAGCAGCAGCUACCAGUCAGAAAUCACCAGGAUUGUUCCUCUUAAGCCAGAGCGGUCAAAGAGCAUCGCAUGUAAGGAUGAAAGGGACAGGACAGGACAGGACGAACUAACUCGGAUCACCAGAAGAGAAUACCGCUGGUCGGUCGGCUCUCCGGAGGGAUCCACAGACCUCAACUGGACUGAUGUCUCCACCUUGCAUUCAGCAUUUGCAGCAGAUCUGGAGGGUACUGCUAAAACAGAUCAACAUGACGACAGCUAUCAGUUUGGUAGAGGGCCGACCGAGAGUCAGUCGUUCGGCUCAAAGAUUUCAGCGCUUCCCAAAAUGGCUCCCCCAGCCCCGCCAGUGAAAACACAGAAGGCCAGGGAGUCCGGACUGAUACUGCGGAACAGUCGCAAUGCUGGCAGGGAGCCGGGCCUGGAUGCAGCCAAGAAGAGACACUCGGAGCCUGUCUCCACUCCUGCCAUUUAUGAAGAGCCGUUUGCUGAUUUCAAGAGGGAAUUUGGGGACAGGAGGCCCCAGCCGGGCUUAGCCCCUGAUGAAGAGCAGGAGCGUGACACUGUGGCCUGCAUGAGGGAAAGCCACCUGGGCAUCGAGCGGAAGUGCUCUAGCAUGACGGUCAGCUCCACCUCUAGCCUUGAGGCUGAGGUUGACUUCACCAUCAUCACGGAUCUCCACUCUGGUGUGGAGGACUUCUCUAAAGGCAUGUCGGAGCUGGGAGAGAGGGAGCGACAACCCGAGGUGGGCCGGGAGGACUUUGAGGAGACCUCCAGGUUCUACUCUGCCCGUCUGAUGGGCUCCCGCGACAAGUCUCCCAUAGAGGAGAAGCUUCCUGAGGCAGCAACACAUCAUGAGCCUCCCGUGGCAAAGAAAGACGCCAGUGCUGUGAGCGUGGCCCAUAUGCUGAAGAGGACCGACUCCAAGACUGAGACACAAACGAAUGGAUCAGAGGUCCAUCCCAACACUGUCAACGCCUCCUCACAGAACUAUGGAGCCGUCAGUCCACUGGAGGCUCCUGCUGCCCUUAAAGAAAAUGGCUCCCCUGUUAAAGCCAGCCCCCAGGGGAGGGAGUCCGUCGUGUCCCCACUGACCAUCACCGCUGAGAACGUCACCUCGGCAACCACAACUCAAGUCACCAAGACUGUGAAAGGAGGCUACUCAGAGACCAGAAUCGAGAAAAGGAUUAUCAUCACAGGAGACGAUGAUGUGGACCAACAUCAGGCCCUCGCCAUGGCGAUCCAGGAGGCCAAGCAGCAGCACCCCGACAUGCUGGUGACGAAAGCAGUGGUCAUCAGGGAAACAGAGUCACCUACUGAGGAUGUGCAGCAGAAGGCAGAGUCCUGAUAGGUAGUGAUGGCCCCUGAGACGGGGAGACACAAGAGGGAUCCUCCAGCUGUGUGUGUGUCUCCUGCCCCACCUUGCAGUACGCCACCAAGAGGACUAUCUACCCCACUGUGGACACACCGACACAAGAACAGACUGCCUUCCCGUGAGGCAGUCAGCUUCACUCCUGUCCCUUUAGACAAACCAACUGUGACCUGGCCUCCUGGGCCACCCCGUCCCAUCCCUCCACCUCCCUACAGAACAGGAAACGUCUUCUACUGGAUAGUUUGCGAGUGAUGGAACUGAAAGAACAACACCAUUCACAGCUGUAAUUUGAUUUCACCUCUAAUUAGAGUCAUUGUAUGAAACUUUACUUGCAUAUUAUUUAAUCUAACACGUUUUUGACUCAUGUGAACCCUCAGGAUCAUUUUAGAUAAUUUGACUUUUUACCCCCAAACUCCAUGGCCCCUUUUUCCUUCCCUUAAAAAAAAGUCUUUCUAUUUUAAAGUCAAAUUUCUUCUCUGUGCUACUGUCACAUAUGAAAUGUAUAUAUGAGGAGGGGAUGAUUGGGUGAAAGUAUAGAGGGGCAGUGCUGGUGAUGGGGGGGUGGGUUGCCGAGGUUGGUGCCGAGUUGCAAAUGGCAGCCUCUUAGCUCGAUGUCGCCACCUCUUGGCUGUGACACCUUCAGUAUAAUCAACAGCUGUCUUAUUAGCUUUUUACAUUUUUAUCUAUAGAGAAUCUAAUUUAUGUCCAGUGUUUGCUUGUUUAUGAAAUAUGUAUAAUACCAGAUGAUUAUAAUCUGCAUGAUUCAAUACAGAAAAUAGCCGAGGGAAUGAAAAAAAAAACAUGGACACAGCUCUGACGUGACGAGCGUCUGGGGAGAAAUUGUAAAACAUAAAAUGCUGGUGGACACUGAACUAAUGUUGACGGACUUUACUGAGGAACAUGAGGACGGAUUAAUGGACAGCUAGGAGUCCUCUUCGGGCUCAGACUCCAACACGCGAUCAUUGCUGUCCUCGCUCCGUUUUUCCGCCACCUCUCUGUUACAGUUUUCAUUUCGGGGUCAACUCGCCUUCAACAUUAAGAAACGCUGGGCGCACGUUUUAGGCACACUCAUAAAGAUUUGUAGAGAAAUUUUAAUAUGAAUAAUGUUUCAUCUGAUAAGUUUCAGAAAUGUGAUGAUGUUUUCCUACUUGAUUUCAAUGACUUCCACAAAGAAAGUGAGUUUUUCUUAUCCUUUUGGACGUUUCAGUCGUCUGUGAACCUGCGGACAACAUCACUGAUAAUUCAAGUCCCCUCUAGUGUUUUGUCCGACAACUUUGCUAGAAGUCAAUGGAAACAUAAGCAAAGUCAUUCGAGUUUAUUAGACUGGGAAAUUGUGAUGCAUUUAAGAGAAAUCCAGUGAAUUAGAGGACACACAUCUGGUCACGUAGCUGUGCCUGAAGAUUCCAAAUCUUACUAAUAUCCCUAUUGAUAAUCAAUACCAGCAUCAAUUCCAUACCUUGAAUCUGUUAUAAUUUGUUAUUUGCCCACAUUGAUGCAUCAAACAUCUGUUUAGCAAUAUUAAGAAAAAAAGAUUCUCCAGUUUUUAACGUGCACGUUCACAAACACUUCCUGAAACGUUCAGUACAACAAGAUUAACAUGGGUUAUUGUUUUGUUGUUGUUCUGUUGGAUUAACUCUUUUUAAGUUAUGCUGUAUGAGUUUGUAAUUGUAUUUAUAGGAGUGGUGAGUGUGAGGCCUGUGCUUUUCCUCCUCGUUUCCCUCGCAGACAAAGCCGAGACUCGUAGACCGACACACACGAUUUAAAUCCACAGGGCCUGCUGUCGGUCAUAUAUAUCCUGGAUGACCUUUAAUACUGUACUAUGCAUCACUUAUCAUACAUGAGAGGAUUCUCUCUGUGAUGGAGCCUGUUAGCCGUGUUGCUGUCAUUGUUAACUUUGUGCUACUGUUAACCCCUGCAGCAGUGAGGCGCACUGCUUGUGAGAAUUGCAAUAAGCAGCCAUUACUCUUAUCCCGAGUCCUCUAAAGGGAGAAAACUGUGAACUUGUCAUGCGAACCGAAGGCGUAACCAAAACCUAUAACAGAGUUAGUGAUAUUCAAAGGAGCUUCUCCAACACUUGGCUUCCCAUGGCUUUGUCGCCCUCCUCGUCUAAUCCCCCCCAUCCCCUCACUGGAAACUGUCGACCUGCUGUUGAUGUGUCUGCGGAAACAAGAGAUUCCCAAACUGAUGUAUAUUCAACUUUUUGCUCUAUUUUAUUUGAUCUUGUCUAAUGACACUGGACUGUUGUGAGGGCACUAGCUUCCCACGAUAGCAGCACAUAUACUGUAAACUGUGUGGGGGGGGGGGUAAAUAAAACGGCCUAUACUAGACAUACAAUGGAAGAGAAACACCUGUAGCCAUCAGGAUUGAAGUGGUGCACUGUGGGUGAGGUGGUGGGUUGAAGGAUGGAGGACCUGUACUUAUAUACAUUUCUAUAUAAAUAUCCAUACUUGUGUGUAUAUCCUGUAAAGUAUGUAGAAACUGAGUAGGGAUGUGUUGGGAGGUUCAAGGGAUGAGGCAGUGAAAGUAAAAAGCUGAAGGACAGCAGAGACAGAAACGUCACAUGAGCGGGUGCCUUAUGUUGGGAGUCAGUGCUCGGCUGAAAGUGCUGUUAAUCACCGUGAGGCAGAUGUGGAGACGACCUCUGCUGUCAGUCCGAGGUGAGCAGGAGCCGUCCUGAGAGUGAAUUAGAGUCUUGAUAAGAAAGUGACACUGAGUGCAGUGGAGGAGUCAACUCUCUGAAUCUGGGCUGUUCAUACAUCAUGAGAUGAAAACAUGUAUUGGCCCAGUUAACGUAGAAAACCAGCACAGUGCCCAUUAUUGAAAUUAGCUUAAUUUAUUUCUUUUUAAGAAGCAUUUUUUAAAUUUUUUUUUUUUCCUUGAAGAGCAUCAAACUGCUCCACCUGUAACCUCCACCUUCAACUCUCCACUGCCUUUUGCUCUACAUUCCCCUAGUGCUUGGUGGUGUGUAUUUGCUGUAUUUGCAUUCAGCCUAAAUGGAAAACAUACAUGCAUAAAUAAAUGUCUCAGUAUGAAUCAAA
Molecule: messenger RNA, 7310 nt
Organism: Paralichthys olivaceus (Japanese flounder)
Lineage: Eukaryota; Metazoa; Chordata; Actinopteri; Pleuronectiformes; Paralichthyidae
Product: band 4.1-like protein 1
Biological process (GO): cortical actin cytoskeleton organization
Cellular component (GO): cytoskeleton; plasma membrane
Molecular function (GO): structural molecule activity; actin binding
Source: RefSeq, a predicted model, not a curated record